Molecule: messenger RNA, 4354 nt
Organism: Astrephomene gubernaculifera
Lineage: Eukaryota; Viridiplantae; Chlorophyta; Chlorophyceae; Chlamydomonadales; Astrephomenaceae
Source: the annotation of a GenBank genome assembly
AAACCACGGUAUAUUUACUUCUUGCUUUAUUAUAGCCUCUGGGCACUUGAAGAAGCUUUAGGGUCGCCAUUGGUUUGGUCCUUCCGAAGAAAUGGACCACCCGGUGGCUCGGUCCUUGGCGUCGGGGUUUACCCCAACAUAUUAUAACUUGGGUAAUGGUUCCGUUAUCGUCCCGGAGAAUGAGUGUUUUUGCAUGGAAUGGACGAAGUCAAAGGGCUCAGACAUAGAGAUGAAGGUCGCCAAUGGAUUGCAAUGGGCUGCAUUCGCCCUCUCCGUUGUCAUUCUUAUCUUCUACGCUUAUGAGACCUGGAAAACAACAUGUGGUUGGGAGGAGGUGUACGUUUGCUGCCUUGAGUUGACCAAGGUCAUCAUCGAGUUCUUCCAUGAGUUCGACACGCCCUGCCUGCUUCACCUGUCAAGCGGCAACCGAGUACUAUGGCUUCGAUACAGCGAAUGGCUGAUGACGUGUCCUGUCAUUCUGAUCCACCUCUCCAACUUAACCGGCUUGAAAAAUGAUUACAAUAAACGGACCAUGCGCCUGCUGGUAUCUGAUAUCGGCACCAUUGUGUGGGGUGCCACGGCAGCCAUGUCCACCGGUUAUGUACGGGCUAUCUUCUUCGUGCUCGGCUGCAUGUACGGUGCGAACACCUUUUUCCACGCUGCCAAGGUCUACAUCGAGUCCUACCACACGGUGCCCAAGGGUCGAUGCCGCCUGGUCGUCCGCGCUAUGGCCUGGUUGUUCUUCGCGUCGUGGGGCAUGUUCCCGGUUCUCUUCCUGCUGGGGCCCGAGGGCUUUGGCCACAUUAGCCUCUACGGCUCCACCAUUGGGCACACCGUCAUCGACCUGAUGUCCAAGAACGGCUGGGGUAUGCUGGGCCACUACCUGCGUGUCAAGAUCCACGAGCACAUCCUGCUGUACGGCGACAUCCGCAAGACCACCAAGAUCAAGGUGGCGGGUGAGGAGCUGGAGGUGGAGACCAUGGUGGCGGAGGAGGACGAAGACACCGUGAAGAAGGGCACCGGGCAGUACGCCAGUCGCGAGUCCUUCAUCGUCAUGCGCGACAAGCUGAAGGAGAAGGGCUACGAGGUCCGAGCCUCGCUGGACGCCUCCGGAGUCGACAACCACAACCCCCCCGCCGGCAAGGCCGCCCUCGAGAUGGGCAAGAUGCAGGGCGGCGGUGGCCUCGACGCCAACAUGAUGGGUGGCAUGGGCGGCGUGGCGGGCGGCAUGCCCAGCAUUGCCCCCGGCCGUGUCAUCCUCGCCGUCCCCGACAUCUCCAUGGUGGAUUUCUUCCGUGAGCAAUUCGCGCAGCUGCCCGUUCCCUACGAGGUCGUCCCCGCGCUGGGAGUCGACAACACGCUGCAGCUGGUGCAACAGGCCGCUGCGCUGGGUGGUUGUGACUUUGUGCUCAUGCACCCCGAGUUCUUGCGGGACCGCAGCCCGGCUGGGCUGGCAGGUCGGCUGCGAACCAUGGGUCAGCGCACCGCCGCGUUCGGUUGGGCGCAGCUGGGGCCGGUUCGUGACCUGAUUGAGAGCUCCGGGCUGGACGGGUGGCUGGAGGGACCGAGUUUCGGAGCGGGAGUGAGCUUGCAGAGCCUGGCGGUGCUGAUUGCGCGCAUGCAGCAGAAGAAGAUGGCGGCCAUGAUGGGCGGAGGCAUGAUGGGUGGCGGCAUGGGAAUGGGUGGCAUGGGGAUGGGUGGUGGUGUGAUGGGCGGCGCCAUGGGUAUGAUGAACCCCGCCAUGGGCAUGGCUGGCGGCAUGGGAAUGGGAAUGGGGGGCAUGGGCAGCAUGGGCAGCAUGGGCAUGCAGAUGGGUGCCGCCGCCAACGCCGCCAUGCUGCAACAGCAGCAGCAGCAGCUCAUGAUGGGCAUGGGCAACAACGGUAACGCCAACGCCAUGGGCGGCAGCGGGCUGGCGUCGCCGCAGCAGAGCGGCCUCUUCGCCUCCUCCAUGGGCCAGAACGCAGGUGCCGGCGGCGCUGCUGCCAACGGCGGAAUGCUGCAGCACCAGAUGAGUGGUCUCAUGAACAGCGGCAUGCAGUCCCCGGGCUCCACUCGCAUCGGCACCAACCCGCUCUUCAACGCCGCUCCCUCGCCGCUCAGCUCCCAGCCAGGAGAGGCCAUGGGUGGCGGUGCUGCUGCUGCUGCUGCCGGCGGCGCGGCUGCCUCGGGCCCGCUGGCCUCCCCUGCUGCGGGAGCUGCGGGUGGCGGCGCCGCGGGCGGUGCCUCCGAGGCGGAGAUGCUCAUGCAACUGAUGAACGAGAUCAACCGCCUCAAGUCGGAGUUGGGAGAGCAGCACUGAGGGUUGCUGGUCUGCUGACAUGUGACACCUGACUGACGCACACGGGGAGGGAAGUAAGGCCGAGGUGUUGUGGUUGAUGAGGUUGAUGGGAGGUGGCGCGAGGAGGCUUGGGGAGGCGUUCCAGGAUUAAAUCGGGUUGGUGGGUAUGUGUCGUUACCAAAUUGUUAUGGCAGGUGGUUUAUGUGUUUUACGUCUCGGUACAUCUCGGUAUAUGUCUUUACACGACUAUUGUUGAAAGCAGGCAUGGUUGUAUGGUUGUAAAUGGUAGGUUUUGGAUGGAUCGAAUACCGUUCCUCUGUUUGUUAUGGGAGGGCGGAUGUAUGCAGGGUUGCCUGUUUAGCCUUCAUGACUGGAGGCGAUUGGGUGGGGCUUCGGAGUUGGGGGUUUAGCAAAGUGCUUUGGCAGCCGUACCGCAAGCUACCGUACACAUCUUGUCCGUACACAGCUUGCCGUAUCUUGGGCUGUUAGGGGCGUGUCUCUUGAUUCAGCCCUCUACUUGCCUUGCUGUCCUGCCCGCGUUGCCUGGGCUGGGUUUCUGUUAAAUCGUACGGCCUUAGGGGAGCAAUAAUGAUUGUGGGAUUCAUUUCUUGCGUGACACUUUUUCGGUGGGUAUGCGAUGAGGGGCUGCUAUGUCUUUAGCCGGCCGUUCGCGCGUGAUUACGCUUUAUCGACAUAAAAGAAGUUAUAACAAGCUUUAGCGUUUGAUGGACAUCACCGUACAGAGUGAUCGUAUAGGGUGGUGAAUCUCUGAUUAUCCACAGCUGUGCGAGUUUCUCGUAUAUCGGCCUGCGUCCGCCUGCCUCGAGCGAUUGUAUGUGACCCAAUCGCCGUUUGGAGGUGUGUGAUCCCGUCCCAGUCUAGCUGCAUAGUCCUGCCUGGUGUGCAUGCUGGUGCUGCGGUUGCGGCUGCUGCUGCUGCUGUAUUUUAGCGGCUGCUGCAGUUGCUUCUUGGAGCUAGCUUUGUUUUUCCUUUGCAUCCCUGGGGAUUGGGCGACGCCGAGAGGAGGCCACUUGGCCGGUGGCAGCACAAAGGGUGAAGAGGCGAGGAGCGAUAUGCGGCAUGUGUGUGUGUGUGAUUCUGCUCAAUCGCGGCACGGAAUUCUGGGCCGGGAUUGACUCGCGCACGCGCAUGCAGCGGCGCAUGGAGGGUUAAGCGGAUCUACUGAAGCGGCAUCUUUACUGUAUUUGACUUUGUGAUUAUUGCCGGGCAGUGGUUGUUGAUUGAUGAUGAGAUCUGGGGCGACGAUGCACGCGCGCUGUGCGCGGGGCAAGUUGUGAUUUGCGAGAAGACGAAAUAUUGUUUGCUCCGGAGCUCUGUUGCGAAGGGGGUCCUGGUAGAGCCUCCUUGUGACUGCUGCCUGAGGGGGAGGGAGGAGAGCGGCGAAUGCGGAGAGGCAUUCGUCGUGUGCUCCGCCGGUCGAGCCGGAGUUUGCCUCCCUGUGACACUGGGUCUUGGUCUCUUGAUUGUGUGAUGUGUGAGCAUGCAUACCGGUACCAAUAAAGAUGACACAUGCGUGCAGAGGUCUGUUUCUGCGUGCCUGCAUGACCUCUGCGUGCGUGCAGGGGAUGUCUCCUUGCGCGCACGUAUGUGUAUGUGUGUGAAAGAUGUGACAUGUGAUGCAUCUUGGUACGUCAAUUAGGUUGCUGUUGCUGCGAAACGGGGGGGAGGCUAACUUGCCGUGUCGCUGACUUGCUGUUGCUGAUGCGCGAGGAAAGGCGUGUUGCUGGUUGCUGUUGUUGAAAUGAAAGUUCAAAUCGGUUGAAUUUGCUGCCGGCGCACUUUAGUACAGUAGUUGCGCUAGCGCUGCCGUACUGUUGUUUGGUUUGGCAGCAGUUGCUGGAAGUUCGUCGUUGAUCCCCUCGUCAUUUAUCGUAUAAACAUGGAAGGCGGGGUGUGUUUUCGUGAAGUUUGUGUGCAUCUGGUUAUUGUGUUUGCUGCCUUCCGUCGGAAUGUGUAUCCGACUUGGAAGGUCCAGGCCUAGUGAUGGCUUCGAGUUGCUUGUCGUGAGUUGCUCAUUAGUUGCGUGCAUGUGUAUAUGUACUUGUAUAUCCA